This is a messenger RNA of Alternaria incomplexa, 630 nucleotides long. RefSeq lists its product as uncharacterized. The record is from RefSeq and is a predicted model, not a curated record. Bases 1 to 630 code for a protein of 209 amino acids. The transcript has a single exon. NCBI's taxonomy places the organism in Eukaryota, Fungi, Ascomycota, Dothideomycetes, Pleosporales, Pleosporaceae.
AUGAUGCUCGAAGCACCUCCUCCCCGCCGCCACAUCUCCAGCGCGCCCAUCCCUCUCGACGCUGCGUCGGCCAUCCUCGACAAGUACCUCUCGAACUCGGAAACGUACCCGCAUCUCCAUCCCGAUGCGACUAUCACACCAGAAGGCGUCGCAUUCAAUGCGCAAGGCGGCGCUAUGGGCAACCCAAUCAUGCACCACUUGCGCCGUGUAGCAGCGGGUAUGCGCGGCGAGUACCAAGAACCAGAACGAGCGCUAGACGAGGAAGACGACCAACAAAACGCAACCACGGAUGUCACUGUCAAGACUGGUCGCAAGGGCGGUCUCAAGAAGUCCAGCCAGUUUGCAACGGUUGCCGAGGGAGAAUGGCAGGACCUGGCUGAGUAUCAGGCUGAACAGGGAGAUAUCGAGAUUGGAGAGAUUGGCGACAGGACGAAUGUUGUGCAGGAGGGUGGUGAAGAACCCGAGGUACAGUCUACCAAGGGCAAAGACAAGAAGCGGACGAAUGCGCAGGUGGAGGAGCAGGGGCCCGCGGAUGGCGUGAUAGACAAGGACGCGAGGAAGAGGGCGAAGAAAGAACGAGACCAGCAGAGGAAGAAGGAAAAGGCCGCGAAGGGCAAGUCAAAAGAGUAA